This is a messenger RNA of Saccharomyces eubayanus, 1053 nucleotides long. It is a transcript of the gene IMP21, whose product is annotated as Imp21p. NCBI's taxonomy places the organism in Eukaryota, Fungi, Ascomycota, Saccharomycetes, Saccharomycetales, Saccharomycetaceae. Bases 1 to 1053 code for a protein of 350 amino acids. The record is from RefSeq and is a predicted model, not a curated record. The transcript has a single exon.
AUGCACAAGAGCAUAUUGCUGACCACGCCGGACGGUGCGCAAACGAACCUGCACCAAAGCAAGCCGGAGACGCCCACCACCGUGGAGUUCGACUCGGAACAGCUCGAAAGGGGCCACAGGGAGAGAGGCCGUAGCAAGAAGAAGAGAGGCGAGCGAAACGACCCAUACGCAAGCAGCGUGUCGCGGUCCAGGAGCAGGGCCAGCUCCCGCAGCAGGGUGCGGGAGGAGCAGUUCCUCAAAUGGACGGUGUUGAGGCAGGACCCGUCGAUGCGGUUGCGGGUCCUGGACCGGGACCGGGACUCUGAAGACGAAGAAGAAGAAGGUGAUGAUAACGACGACGACGGCGACGGCGACGGCGACCUCGACGACGAGGAGUCCGACGAGGAGCAGGUCAGCGACGUCGACAACGACCUCGAGAUCGACGAGGAGUUCCACUACGACCUGGGCAUGAAAGUGCUCCCCAACUUCUGCACCAGCAUCAACGACGUGCUGGACUCCAGCAAGCCGUGGAUAGCCAAGUACGAGAUCAGCAUCCGCGGCCACGAGGACGACGGCGUGUCGCUGGAGCGACUCGCCGGCGGGUACGUCAGGGCCAUGCAGCUGCUCACCAAGGGCGCCGGCGCAGAGCCCGGCGCCCAGCGCUGCUUCAUCCUCUACACAGACCUCACCACCGAGUCCACCUACGCCCUCACCUACCUCAUGGGCGCCGUGCUCAACCAGGGCGACACCCUCUACAUCCUCCACUGGGAACCCUCCACCCCGACAGACGACUCCCAAAUGCUCGCCAACGUCGCCAGAAUCCGCAAACACGUCAUGCACCUGUUCGACUGCGUCGCAGCCGUCCUCGACGACCUCGACGUCGUCAUCCUCUCCCUGACUCACCCGUACCCGAAACACCUGCUCAACGAGAUGAUCCACGGCCUCAAACCAGUCGCCCUGUGUUGCUCCCUCUCCGUCAUCCUGGGCACCUUGCAGAACUUCGUCUGCUCCGUCCCCACCCUCGCCGUCAGAAAGAAACUCAAGCGUGCCAAGCGCAAGGGCAUCUUCGAGUGA